CGGUUAGCGAAGUGUUCGCCUAGCAGCUGCAGCGGCAGCUACGUCAGCAGCUGCAGCAGCAGCUGCAGCCUCAGCCUCCAAGCGUUGCUCUUCUCGCCACGCCUCUUGAAGCUGCUGCGUUACGGCUCGGCAGGCCCGGGCAAAGCGCUGCCAGCACUCCGGGCUCCGCAGCAUCUCGCUCAUCAGGUUAUCCGGCGUGAGGGGGGUGCGGCCGUCAUCCGCCAGCAGCUCCGCUCUUUCCCGCUGGACGAAUUCAGUAUUGGACAGCUGCCAAAAGCUGUGUUGUUUUGUUUACCGUUGUCGGUGUCAACAGCAGUGGAACGCUCGAAUCGGAUCAAAGUAGGAAGAAAAUGUUAGCCAUUCAACCAACAAAUCCGGUGGGCAUUCCGGAUAAAUUGUGGCAACCACACUUUGUGACGUUCGAAACAACGAUGGGUGAACUCACCGUGGAGCUGUACUGGAAACAUGCGCCUAAUACGUGCAGAAACUUUGCGGAAUUAGCUAGAAGAGGCUACUACAAUAGUACAAUAUUCCAUCGCAUCAUACGCGACUUCAUGAUCCAAGGAGGGGACCCAACAGGCACCGGACGCGGCGGACAAUCCAUUUACGGGGCCACCUUUGCGGACGAAAUACACUCGGACUUGAAACACACCGGCGCCGGCAUCGUUUCGAUGGCAAACUCCGGACCUGAUACGAACGGGUCCCAGUUCUUCAUAACGCUCGGCCCAGCGCAAUGGUUGGAUGGGAAGCAUUCGAUUUUUGGCCGAAUCCAUUCCGGGAUGCAGAUUGUGAAACGGAUAGGGCUGGUGGAAACCGACAAAAACGAUAGACCUGCGGAAGCUGUGAAAAUUGUUAAGGCGAAGGUCGAAAAAUACUGAUUGUAAGAAUCCCGAAUUUGCCUCCCAAAACGGGAUGGGGUGUUUUUUCUUACUCAUCCCGAAAUUAAAUCACCGUCUGCUUGUUUUAA
This is a messenger RNA of Anopheles cruzii, 967 nucleotides long. RefSeq lists its product as uncharacterized. Lineage: Eukaryota; Metazoa; Arthropoda; Insecta; Diptera; Culicidae. The record is from RefSeq and is a predicted model, not a curated record. Gene Ontology annotation, biological process: protein peptidyl-prolyl isomerization; protein folding. Gene Ontology annotation, cellular component: catalytic step 2 spliceosome. The transcript is spliced from 3 exons. Gene Ontology annotation, molecular function: peptidyl-prolyl cis-trans isomerase activity. The coding region runs from base 351 to 878 and encodes 175 amino acids.